Molecule: messenger RNA, 1761 nt
Organism: Exophiala spinifera
Lineage: Eukaryota; Fungi; Ascomycota; Eurotiomycetes; Chaetothyriales; Herpotrichiellaceae
Exons: 1
Coding region: 1-1761 (586 amino acids)
Biological process (GO): DNA-templated transcription
Molecular function (GO): DNA binding; zinc ion binding
Source: RefSeq, a predicted model, not a curated record
AUGGCCUGGAAACGACCGAUCCGGCGAAGGAUGGACGCUUCAACUCGCCCCAACACCCAUGAUGUGACAGAAUCGGUCCUCCACACGAGUACACGCUCGGCGCACAAGGCUCGAGACGAGGAUGAAUCAACACAUGAGUCUCAAGAAGGCCUUGACAGUGAAGCAUUGGCCUCCCAAGGACUAGCCCGGACGAGCCUGUCCCAGUUCUUCCAGCAUGGGCUACCCUCUUCAAAAUGGGACGUUUUCAAUACGCUUGAUCGAAUGAGAAUAGUCUAUAUUGGGACAAAGGUGUCCAACCUGAGUCACCUCAUUAGCCUGGACCAGUCUUCCAGGCCAUUCUUGGUAUAUCCACAUCCUGAAAUCCAUCCUUCACCGUCACUUACGAGCCGAACAUACACCCCGUCUGCUGCUCAAGAUAGUGCCCAGGACAUUUAUGCCCCCUUCAGCAAAGAGCUGAGAGGUGAGUUGAUCGAGUCCUUCUUCAGUAAGGUCCAUCCGAUUUUUCCCGUUGUUGACGAGCAGUCGUUUCGUUCCAAAUACGACCUGGCACAGGAUGAAAGACCUCUUCUGCUUCUCUACGCCAUCAUGCUCGUCGGUGCUCACGUAUCCCAAGAUGCCAAGGUCAAAAGAUCGAGAUGCACCUUCAAGUCACUCCUCUUCAAACGGGGAAAGUGGCUCUUUGACAUGCGUCACGAGAAUGACAGACAGCACCUCGUCGCCGCUGCAUUACUGUUCACAUGGCAUCUCGAGAAUGCAGAUACUGUCAGUAUGAACGCAUACUACUGGUCCGGGGUUGCUUGUCGUACAGCUUACGGCAUAGGUAUGCACCGCAAUAUUCUGGCGGAACCAGACACACCAGACCGGAUGCCAUGGAGGGACCGACGCCUCUACCGUCGUACGUGGUGGACGUUGUUUCAGGUUGAGGUUAUGUCAGCACUGGAACAUGGCCGUCCAUCCAUGAUACGCCUAGAAGAUUUUGACCAGGGCCCGCUUGAUGCGAGAGACUUCGAUGAAAUCCAGGGCUCCCAGGAUACUCUCGCCACGCACAUCCAUUACUGUGCAAGGAAUAUCGAAUUAUGUUAUAUCGUGGUGGACUUGCUGCGGCUGACGUCGCCAGGUAUCCUCAAAAGGGAUUCUCAAUUAGACCUGGAAACUUUCCAAACGAGACUCGCAAACUGGGCCAUAGGUCUUCCAAUGACCACUGACUUUUGGUCGUUACAACUGCAGCUUCAUUAUCACUGUGUUGUCCUACAUCUGUUCCGCUUGCAUAGCAGAAGUGGAGAUUUCGGACUGGGCUCCAUCAACAGUGUCGAAUUGUGCAGCGGUGCGACUCGUGCCAUUCUAUCUGUUUUUGAGACGAUGGCGGCCACUGAUGUUCUGAAUCAGUGCUAUUCGACCAGUGUCAUGGCUUUGACAGCGGCAGCCAUCUACCUGUCCAAGGAGAUACAGCGGUCCAUCACCAACGGAGCCGUACUGGUGGCAUUAAAUCACGUCAGAGAUCUCGAGCGAGUCUUUCCUAUUGCGACUGCAUUGUCAGAAUACUGGCCUAAUGCUGAUGGGCUACUGAAAUUGUUCACCAACCUUGCCGACAAGUUCAAAAUUCUCAUAUCAGACCAGCAGCAGCCACCCGCUCAGCAGGAAGGUUUUGAUAUCAAUGCUCUGAACGAGAUCAACUGGGAAGAUAUCUUUGCCUAUUCCCAUCAUCACCAGUCCAUCAGCACAGAUGACUGGAUGAAUACUUGGCCUGGUCUUGAAAAGUGA